Molecule: messenger RNA, 999 nt
Organism: Patiria miniata (bat star)
Lineage: Eukaryota; Metazoa; Echinodermata; Asteroidea; Valvatida; Asterinidae
Exons: 3
Coding region: 278-790 (170 amino acids)
Molecular function (GO): protein binding
Source: RefSeq, a predicted model, not a curated record
GGACGUGUCGGGGCAAGCCGCGUUCACAUGCAGACCUGGGCAUUACGUCAUGGGGACGGUUGCCGGUUAAAAGGACCUGAUACAGUCCCCCGGCCAAUGGGGUCGCAAAGAAGACAUACCAAGGGGUGGAGCGACAAUACCACCUCCAUUCAAUCUGCCAAAAAAUUGUAGUAAACAUCAGCUGACGGCCAAAGAUUCACUCCAGAGUCGGCAUCAAUCGCGGAAAAAAAACACAACAAGCCAUCAUUUCAUUUUCAGCCGGCACCGUGUGGUAACCAUGAACGACAUCGGUAUUAACAAAUUUCUAGGACCCCUCGGGUUACACCAAUAUGCUGAUAUAUUCCAAAUUAAAGGAUAUGAUGUGGAGAGUGAUUUCUGUACACUGGAUAAAGACGAUCUAGACGCGAUGAACAUCACAGACAAGGAGCAUCGAGGGACAAUUCUCCAGGCAGCCACCCACUACCAACCCUCGGAGGAGUUUGAGGUAUUCCAAUGGCUCCGAGACAACGGCAUCGACCACUACUUCGGCAACUUUAUCCGGAGCAACUACACCAACCUUCACCAGGUCUCCGUCAUGGAGUUAACGGCAGACGUGCUACACGAGCUCGAAGUGCUGCUGCCGGGGCACCGCAAACGACUCAAAAACGCGUGGCAACCGCGAAAAGCACCCGAUCUGGAAAUUCGACGGAGGUUAUGGAGCGCCUGUACUGACAAAAUGUCACCAAGUUCCAAAGAGUUCAUGGUCACCGGAGCCCACAUGUCUACUGAUGCCCUCAUAAUGUCCUGUUAAUUGCUUUUUUACAAAAUGCGGUGCGAGCUUCGCCCUACGUUGCAAGCACUGUGUGCACCCGUAUUUAUACCGUGCAGUAUGAAUACUAACACAGCAAAUAUACUGGAUAUCGGGCUGUGCAUAUUUUAUCUAAUUACCUCAAUGAACAUACAGUUCAUAAGGGUUCUGUUUAACCCUUGAAUGUACCGUCAUGCAGCUAUUAUUUGAAU